AUGUGUGGCCUGGAGAAUGAUGAUGAUGAUGAUGAUAAUGACUAUGAUGAUGAUGAAGAUCAUCAUCAUCAUCAUGAUUCGACUGAGGAAUAUCUAGAGAGGUUUCAACGAGGCCGUGUGGUAGGCGCGGUGGCGGCGGCGGUGGCGUCGGCGGUGUCGGACGGGAUCGAAAAUACGGCGUCGAGCGCGCGCAAACGGUCGUCGUUUUUCCCAGGUCGCGCCGCGGAAAAUCCCCACGAGUCGAACGCCGCCACCGUGCCGGCAGCAGCAGCGGCAGCACAAGCAGCAGCAGCAGUGCCAUUCGAUCCGUGA
Macrosiphum euphorbiae (potato aphid) is the source of this 312-nucleotide messenger RNA. NCBI's taxonomy places the organism in Eukaryota, Metazoa, Arthropoda, Insecta, Hemiptera, Aphididae. The record is from the annotation of a GenBank genome assembly.